Lachancea mirantina is the source of this 4662-nucleotide messenger RNA. Lineage: Eukaryota; Fungi; Ascomycota; Saccharomycetes; Saccharomycetales; Saccharomycetaceae. The record is from the annotation of a GenBank genome assembly.
AUGUCAUUCGGAGUGAACACCCUUCAACUGUACUCAGACGACUUCGGCUUGGGCAGCAAUGGUGUUCAAAUUUCUUUGAACUACUUCAGUGGUAUACCUGAACAACAUUUGUUGAACUCACUUGCAAGUUCUGAAAGCAAAGUCAUCUUCAAAUCGCUUCAUAAAAGAGAUGAAACUACGAAAGAAAAAGCUCUAAACGAACUUUUGGAACUCAUCGACCGUGCCAACCUCGGUCAAUCAAGCUGUGACGAUGAUAUUUUCACACUUUGUUGGUCUCAAAUGUAUGCCAAAUUGGUAACGAGCGAUUCAAGAAAUUUGAGAACGAAUUGUCAUCAACUUACCUGCAAACUGAUAAAAUUAAGAGGCAAAAAAAUAACCAAGUUUCUUCCAGAUUUAAUACCACUUCUGUUGUCAGGAUCUCAUGACUACGAUGCGGUGGUCGCCAAAGCAACAUAUUCUCAAUUGUUAUGGUGUUUCAAUGACGAUCAAGAUAAAAUUUCAAAACUCUGGGUUUUGUUUGAAUCGGCAAUACUGAAGCUGGUCAAAGAAAUCGUGUUGCAUGAAAACGAGGGCACUCUUUCGGAUGAAAGAUACGUUUCCCAUGAAGAUUCGCGGUUCAAAUACAUACGUCUGCUUACCACGGGAACCUGUAUGCUCACCAACAUGAUAGUCAAUGAUAAAGAAAAACGUUUGACAGGGAACGAGACAUAUGAAGAGAUUCUAUCCUCAGAAAACUUGUGGCAAAAUUUUUCUUUCAAAUAUAUGAAUAAUGUUAAAACGCUAAGCUCGCUUUUAACCUUGGCUAGAGGCCUUAGUAAGUCCGGCUUCUUAUCCUCCAAUCACUCGAUACUGAAGUUGGUCACAAAGCGCAUUCUGAAAUCGUUGGCCCAAUUGAGAAAGGAAAGCGCAAUGCAUUUUUCGUCAAUUUUCCCACAGAUUUCAAUCACCUUAGCAGAGUUGGGAUCCAUUGAAAACGGGCUUGCGUGGACUUUUGUCAAAAAAAGUGACGAGAAGAUUUUCCAUUUCCUGGAGUUAGGCCCUUGUUCUUCCGGUGGCUUGUAUUAUAAGGCUCUUUUCCAACUCUAUGAGAUUGGAAAUUUAACGUUCGACUAUGAACAGCAAUGGCAUCAGGUAUGGAAAAUUGAUCUGAGUAAGGAACUCAUGCGGAAACAGAUUGUUAGAGGAGGAGAUUGUCCUGCUACCGAGUUUUGGCGCUGUUAUUUUCGCUUUUGCGAAGACGCACCUCGAAAUUCACAAGAAACUUCAAGGAUUGCUGUUUUGGAAGGCAUCGUGGCACAACUUGAGUCCAGAAAUGUUGAAGAUCUUCCUGGAUUGAAGAUGUUACUGGCAAAUUAUCUAUCAUUUCGUUAUAUUCAUUCGCAUAUCGGAAGAAUUCUUGAAGGCGCAAUCAAUGAGAAUCAGUCCGCGUCUAUUCUGCUACAGAACUUGCUGACGCUUAUGCUUUCUAAACCUCAAAAUGAGGUUGCCGUACAUGCUAUUGCCGAGAAAGUUUCGGGUUCUAUUGAACAGUACAAAGACAAGAGUCCUGCCCUAUUAUUUACGGCUUUACUGAUGAUAAUGAAGGAAGAUUUUAAUUUUCUUACUUCCUUGGUCAAGAAACUAUUGGAAAAAGUGAUUGAUUUCACGGAAAAGCACUUCUUCAAGCUGCCAGCGGCUUUAUUCAUCCAGUUUUCCAAGUCUCACUACGUGCAUACUUCGCAAGAGAUAGAAUGGUUAGAUCUAUUUGAUAAGUUCGCCAGUAAGCUUGUAUCUCUCGGUUUGAGUCCAGUUCAAACUUAUCAGAUCUUCGAUCAAUUUCAAGAAAGGGUGGCAUCGGCACUGGGUAGAAACUCUAGGACCUUGCGCGAGUUCUUCACUAAGUGCAUCACUUCAGGUGAUUCUGAUUCAAAUGAGAGUUUACUUUUAUGCUCUAAGAUGCUCUCCGAGGACAUUUUGAAGCAAAUGCUGGAGGAAUCGCUGAGGCGUGGCAAAAUUGCUGAGUUUUGUACUCAAUUCUUGUCGAUUGACAAACACAUGAGGGGGCUCUUCUACCAAAACGCAAAAGUUCUACCUUCUAUGGUAGAACAGAGUGACGAGAAAGUUGUUGAUAAACUUCUUAAUGACGCCUUGUUCUUCUGUAAAUCUAACAACCACAUUGCUUCAAACAUGAUGGAGGCUAUACUUUCAAGAGUUCUUCUUACGAAGAAGCACUUUUCCUCUUUCUGGGUUCAACUUACUCUCAAAUUGAUUGCAAGAAACAAUGAAGCAUUCAAUGUCCUAUUUCCUUCUAAUGUGAAUUCUUUUCUCAAUACCCACAUUCCAGAGCUCGGCUAUAAUAUUGCUCUGGCAAAUAACUUGGGUUUCACUGCUCGUCUGCUUUCGCCGUCUGAAGUUCCUUUCAACCUGCACAAGGUUAGAGAGGGAAUUGUGUAUGCUCUCUUUUUGCACACUCUGGUGCAAGCCGCUCCUGACCUCCUUAAUGAUACGCUUCUUAUCUGCUUCACUGUUUUUAGUGAGCUCGCCAUGGAUUAUAAUACCCUCUCAGCAGAACCCGAGGAUUUUUUGCAAGAGUUUGAACUAACGUUGUUUAGAAACAAGUCUAAUGAGAUCAAUGCCCGAGAUCUUUUCAAAUGCAUUAAUGGGGAUAUCGUCCCUUCAUCAGAAAUACUUGAAAACCUGGUAGCGAUGGAAGGGUGUCAAAAAAGUGCAUUUUUUUACAGAUGCGUCAUUGUUCACAAGCUUUUGAAUAACAGCCUCGACUUCUUAACAACAACGGAGUUUGAUCGCGAAUUCGAUCUUAUGCCUUAUGUUCGCAAAGUUUUAAGAUCCGACGUUGAUUCAAGGGAACGUGUAUUGGCAUCGGCGGUAAUAUCAUCAUUUGAAAAGUUCAGGAAUAAGAGUCAGCAAACCGAAAGGUUGAGAACCUUUUUGGCCUCUGAACUUAUUGGUGUGAGAGAUGCGGAGCUCUCUAGGCAGGUGCCAUUGAUACUCACUUUGUUGAAUAGCCUUCUCGCUGUCGAUGACCAUGGCGAGAGCAAGGACCAUAGCGUGACUCCUAUCGCCCCGCAACGCCUGCGCUUGAUCUUCAAUCAAGUAAGUGACUGGUUGGAUGGGCCAAUUUACGAAUUCUAUCCGCUUAGAAUUACACUAUUAGAUUUUCUCUCAAGGCUGUUUGACUAUCCUUCGUUACUUUCAUUUGGUCACUCUCUUGAAGAAAACGCUGUCAGGCUGUUAGAUGAUUCGCUAAAUGUGUGCCUGGUUCCAGACUUUUUUCAAGAACUGGAGUUGAAAUCCUAUUGUAUCAGAUUUUACUCAAAGAUUGACGCAUUGACCAGAAAAGGUACGUUAGCGGGGACAAAAUGGCUUGAAGAUAAGAGCAUCACAGAACAAACCCUAAUUGAUCUAUUGACUUUGUCAUUGGACUUCUCCUUGCCUAACGCAGUUUCGAAUUGUUUCUAUAAGUCCGCUUGGAAGAUUUGUGACAGUAUUCCAAUUCCUCUUUUCAGAAAGAACCUUUCUUUCUAUAUCGAAGCCUGUUCUCAAAAACAAGACGUAAACAUCGAUCAGAUAAGACUGCUGACUGUGAUCUCCCGUAAGAUUAUUCUCCUAAACCAACAAGAUGCGCUUAUAGAGUAUGAAUUAAAGAAAGGUAAGGAAGCGGAUGGUGAGCAAGAAGAUGAUUUAUUCCAUUUGCCUGGUGAACUACUUGAAGCUCUCAAGUUCAAAAUACCCCAAGACAGUCUUCCUUACGCCAAUGGUGCGAAAUUUCUCAGAUAUUUAUGGUGCUUGUAUUUGACAUUGUCGUAUUUCAAAGACAUCAGUUACAAUUUCAGGCAGAAUUACAUUGACCAGCUGAAGCACAAUGGCCUGAUCGACCGGGUUCUUCGUUUUUUUGCUGAAGAGGUCAGCUCUGCAGAUAGCAAAUUCUGGGCUUCGAUAUCCGACUCAGAUGUGGAACAUUAUCAUAUUAUAACUACUGAGAGAUUUUCAGGUGAUGAGGACUUGAGAAUGGAAUCGAAGAAGCUUUUAGCUCACCUCAUGUUUUUGUCGUUUAACAUUCUAGGUUCUCUUGUAAGUGCAUGGUAUCUGAACAUCAAGGACAGGGCAUUACAAACCGAGAUCGAUAAAUUUGUUUGCAAACACAUUACGCCGAUUUUAGUUAAGCAAGAGCUUCAAGAAGCAGCAGAAAAAGUUAAAAAGUUGACAAGUUCAGAUUCCAGUUUAUCAAUCAAGAUUAUUAAUGCAAGUAACGAGAUCAAAGCAGGUUACUUGGUUGACGAGCAGAAACUCGAGAUUGUUUUCAAGAUACCUGUCAAUUAUCCGUUGACAAAUGUUCAAGUCCUGGGUCAAUCUCGGGUCGGAAUCGACGAGCACAAAUGGAAAUCAUGGAUAUUAUCUACUCAAAGAGUCAUUACUGGAAUGAAUGGAUCAAUAAUGGAUUCUUUGGAGCUGUUCACGAGAAAUGUCAAUUUACAUUUUUCUGGAUUUGAAGAAUGUGCAAUCUGUUAUUCUAUUCUCCACGCGGUUGAUCAUAAGUUACCCACCAAAACAUGUCCGACAUGCAGUAACAGAUUCCAUGGCGCUUGUCUUUACAAAUGGUUCAGAUCGUCUGGAAACAAUACUUGUCCACUUUGCAGAGCCGAAAUUCCAUUCAGAAAAUAG